Messenger RNA from Lacerta agilis (Sand lizard), 4250 nucleotides. RefSeq names its product DDB1 and CUL4 associated factor 8 (gene DCAF8). NCBI's taxonomy places the organism in Eukaryota, Metazoa, Chordata, Lepidosauria, Squamata, Lacertidae. Gene Ontology annotation, molecular function: protein binding. Gene Ontology annotation, cellular component: cytoplasm; Cul4-RING E3 ubiquitin ligase complex; peroxisome. The transcript is spliced from 22 exons. The record is from RefSeq and is a predicted model, not a curated record. Bases 47 to 3052 code for a protein of 1001 amino acids.
CCCGGCCGCUUUCCUGCCCGGCUUCCCCGCCUCCCUCCCGGCAGACAUGGCGGCGCCCGCCCCGCAAGAGAAGCAGCAGCAGCAGCAGCAGGACGCGGAGCUGGAGGAGCUGCUCGAGAGUGCCCUCGAUGACUUUGAUAAGGCCAAGCCAGUCCCUCUGCCGCCCCCUUCAACUGCCUCCGUCGGGGACAGCAGCGUCUCUGAGAAAUCGCCUGGAGAUGCUGCCAAGGAUUCCCUCUUUGCCUCGCAGGAGAAGUUCUUCCAGGACCUCUUUGAUAGCGAGCUGGCCUCCCAGGCCACUGCCGAGUUCGAGAAGGCCAUGAAGGAGUUGGCCGAGGAGGAACCCCACCUGGUGGAACAGUUCCAGAAGCUCUCCGAAGCAGCGGGCAGAGUCGGAAGCGACUCCAGCUCCCAGCAGGAGUUUACUUCCUGCUUGAAAGAGACGCUCAGCGGCUUGGCAAAGAACGCAGACGACCUCCAGAACUCCAGCGUCUCCGAGGAAGAGCUCGCGAAGACCAUGGAAGGCCUCGGCUUGGAGGACGGAGACGGCGAAGGCAGCCUCUUGCCCAUCAUGCAGAGCAUCAUGCAGAACCUCCUGUCGAAAGACGUGCUCUACCCGUCCCUCAAGGAGAUCACGGAGAAAUACCCGGAGUGGCUGCAGAGCCACCGCGACUCCCUGCCGCAGGAGCAGUUCGAGAAGUACCAGGAGCAGCACAGCAUCAUGGGGAGGAUCUGCGAGCAGUUUGAGGCCGAGCUGCCCACCGACGGAGACACGGAGCACAAGGCCCGCUUCGAGAUGGUCCUGGACCUCAUGCAGCAGCUCCAAGACCUCGGGCACCCCCCCAAGGAACUGGCGGGAGAAUCGCCACCCGGCCUGAACUUCGACCUGGAGGGAAUGAAUCUGCCAGACACAGCCAACUCGGGAGGAGGAGACCAGUGCCAGAUAAUGUGUCGCGAAGUGUCGUCGUCGUCGGGGGACCGUAAAGCGCAGAGAAGGGAAAAAAACAACCCUCCUCGGGGUCUGCGGCGUCCGGGGAGCAUCCGCGGCUGGGCGGCCCGAUGGCGGCGCCGGAGGUGGUGGUGGCGGAGGCCCCCCGGCCUGGAGGCGGCGGCGGAGGGGGAGGUGGAGCGGCCUCCAGAGUCUGACGCCAGUUCUACAGCGCCAGUUCCCAGAGAGCUCCUGGAUCUACUCCUGCUCGAAAAGGGAGUCGGGGAAAGGGCGAAUUCACGAGAAAACGCGAUGUCAGACGCAGGAAGUAGCACGGAUGGGAAAACAGAUUUACCCAACGGAAGCUUAUCCAGCAGCCCGGAGGAGAUGUCCGGCGCCACGGAGGGGCACGAGACGUCCUCUGGGGUCGAGGUGGAGGCUUCCGACCUGAGCCUGAGCCUCACGGGGGACGAGGUGGGGCCCAACCGCACGUACACGGAGAGCUCGGCGGAGGAGAAGGACUCGGACAGCAUGGACGACACGGGCCACUACUCCAUCAACGAGAUGAACCGCACCUACGACCGCUCCCACUCGGAGGAGGAGGAGGAGGAAGAGGAGGAGGAGGAGGAAGAGGAAGAAGAGGUGGAGGCGGCCGAGGCCCAGCGGUCCCGCCGGCGAGCCCAGCGCAAGCGCCCCAACCGGGACCGGGACUCCUCGGACGAUGAGCGGGCCCUGGAGGACUGGGUGGCCUCGGAGACGACGGGGCUGCCUCGGCCACGCUGGCGGGCGCUGCAGGCGCUGCGGGAGAGGGCUCUGGGCUCCUGCGCCCGCUUCGUCCACGAGGCCUGCGGCGCCCAGGUCUUUGUGCAGCGCUUCCGGCUCCAGUACGGGCUGGAGGGCCACACGGGCUGCGUCAACACCUUGCACUUUAACCAGCGCGGCACCUGGCUGGCUAGCGGGAGCGACGACCUCAAGGUGGUGGUCUGGGACUGGGUGCGGCGGCGGCCGGUGCUGGAGUUUGAGAGCGGCCACAAGAGCAACGUCUUCCAGGCCAAGUUCCUCCCCAACAGCGGGGACUCCACCCUCGCCAUGUGCGCCCGGGACGGCCAGGUCCGCGUGGCCGAGCUCUCCGCCACCCAGUGCUGCAAGACCACCAAGCGGGUGGCCCAGCACAAGGGGGCGUCGCACAAGUUGGCCCUCGAGCCAGACUCCCCCUGCACUUUCCUCUCGGCUGGCGAAGACGCCGUGGUCUUCACCAUUGACCUGAGACAAGACCGGCCAGCUUCGAAGCUGGUUGUGACGAAAGAGAAGGAGAAGAAGGUUGGCCUCUACACCAUCUACGUGAACCCGGCCAACACCCACCACUUUGCUGUUGGGGGCAGAGACGAGUAUGUCAGGGUCUACGACCAGCGGAAGAUCAAUGAGAACGAGAACAACGGUGUGCUGAAGAAGUUCUGCCCUCACCACCUGGUGAACAGCGAUUCAAAAGCCAACAUCACUUGUUUGGUCUACAGCCACGAUGGGUCAGAGCUCGUGGCCAGCUACAACGACGAGGACAUCUAUCUCUUCAACUCGUCCCACAGUGACGGAGCCGAGUACCUGAAGAGAUACAAGGGGCAUCGGAACAACGCCACAGUGAAGGGCGUCAACUUCUACGGCCCCAAGAGCGAGUUUGUGGUGAGCGGCAGCGACUGUGGGCACAUCUUCCUGUGGGAGAAGUCAUCCUGCCAGGUGGUGCAGUUCAUGGAAGGCGACCGAGGAGGCGUGGUCAACUGCCUGGAGCCCCACCCUCACCUCCCAGUCUUGGCCACCAGCGGUUUGGAUCACGACGUCAAGGUCUGGGCCCCGACGGCGGAGGUGCCCACCCAGCUCACCGGCUUGAAGGAGGUGGUAAAGAAGAACAAGCGGGAGCGGGACGAGGACAGCCUGCACCACACGGACAUGUACGAGAGCCACCUGCUCUGGUUCCUGAUGCACCACUUCCGACAGAGGCGGCACCACCGGCGCCGAAGAGAUCCAGGCACAGGGGCGACAGACAGCGACUCUGACGAAUCCCCCAGCUCCUCUGACACAUCGGACGAUGACGAGGAAGGCCCGGAUCGGGUGCAGUGCAUGCCUUCUUGAGACCCCCCUCCGAGGAUGAGGAAAAGGUGGGGGUGUCAAGAGUGUGCAGACUUGAAUCGGCAACAAAAUGCCCACCACUUUGAAUUGCCAUCUCUCCCCCCUCCCUGCUUUUUACUGAAACACCAAGGAAAGCACCCCCCCCCCGCCUGCCCACCCUCCUUGUCACUUGCCCUCCCCCAGGGGCAACCUGCUUGGCAUUAAUUGCACUUGGACUUUGCUUGAGCAGCCAGCAGAGGGGGCAGAGGGGGGGCGCACACACAGGACGCCCUGCGCUGACAUGCUGGGAUUCCCUUCUGCUCUCCCCCUCCUCUCUCUCUCUCUCUGCCUUGGUUUUGGCAUGGGGAGGAGGGAGGCCUGCCCCCUUCCACCACCCCAUUUCCCCAGAGGCAUGGGGUGGGGGGAGUGGGAGGGAAGGGGCUUGGUUGCUCCCCCCCCCAACCACCAUUCCCUGUGAAGCUUCCUUUUGAGUGAGCUGAGUUCGGGUUUUGCCUCCCUCCUCCUUUCCUUUAAGAUGUUGGUGUGAGCCCCAAAGGGGCAUUUUUUGGAGGUUUUGUGCUUUUUUCUCCCGCCCCCACUCCUGUUUUCGAGGAGCACCCUUGCUUGCCUGCUUCCAGGAUGAGCAAACUUGGACUCUUGGCUUUAUUUCGGAUUACAUUUUUUUUUAGAGGGGGGGCGUUCUUCUCCCUCCGCCUCCUGUUUUUUGUGUUCUUCCUUCAGCAGAGUUCUAGCGGCAUGAAGACCCCCACCCCUUUGCAGUCUAGAGCUUGCCUUGGCUGCCUAGGACGCCCCUUCGCCGAACCUUUUCGGAGAGUAAAGGUUGUUGUGUUUUUUUUUAAAGAGAGGUUUAAAUGCAGAGAAGAGGCAUGGGAUGGAUUCCCCCCUUUUUCUGGCCUGAAGCGGUGGGGAGGGGGGCUCAUUGCUGCCCUGCGGAGGAGGGAGAGGGGUUCUUGAGGGAUCCCCUCAAUUGGCCCGAAGGUUCUUUGUGUUUCGUUUCCCCCGCUCCCUUUCCUUUAAAAAAUAAUCUUAUUUGUUUUUGAAAACAACUGCCCUCCCCCCUCCCAUCGCUGUUUAGAGGCCUAAUUUUAUAUGUAUUAAACAAGACAAGAACCAAAUUAAAACUUGGAUGUUAUCAAGUUAAAAUUAUUGUAAAAGUUUAAAUAUAUAUAUUAUAUAAAUGCAAUAAAAGAAUUGAGAGACA